Poecilia reticulata (guppy) is the source of this 3173-nucleotide messenger RNA. It is a transcript of the gene hoxc12a, whose product is annotated as homeobox C12a. Gene Ontology annotation, biological process: regulation of DNA-templated transcription. The record is from RefSeq and is a predicted model, not a curated record. Gene Ontology annotation, molecular function: DNA-binding transcription factor activity, RNA polymerase II-specific; sequence-specific double-stranded DNA binding. NCBI's taxonomy places the organism in Eukaryota, Metazoa, Chordata, Actinopteri, Cyprinodontiformes, Poeciliidae.
AAGAGACUCCCUUCUGGGCUCACAGAGAGAGGGGGAGAAAAACAAGACUCUACAUUUUAAAUAAAAGGUUUAUAGUAUUUUUUAAAAAGCUUAUAAACCGUUGUAAUACAGAAGUUAAUGUUUUGUUUUGUCUGAGAUGGACCAAGUGGGUGGUACCAUGUGGAGCACAACUUAGCCUGGCCACGUGGUGCUGGGAUAACCAAUCAGGCGCGGCUCCAGGUUUAACUAUGUUAAAUGUCAGAUUGCAAUAAACUAGAAGCUGUUGGUCGGGCCCGCGGAAAUGGGCGAGCAUAAUCUCCUUAAUCCAGGGUUUGUGGGACCUCUGGUAAACAUCCACACGGGAGACACGUUUUACUUUCCGAAUUUUAGAGCCUCAGGGGGACAGCUGGCGGGGCUACCGUCUCUCUCCUACCCGAGAAGGGACAAUGUUUGCUCCCUCCCGUGGAACCCUUCGGAGCCGUGCAAUGGAUACUCUCAAUCCUACUUUAGCAGCCCCGUGUCUAUUAACCCUUCCUUCAAUCGGUCGUGUGAGAUCACCAGGCCAGAGGAGGGCAAGUGUUACUACAACAACGGGAACAGAGAGACCUGCUCAGGGGGCGGCGGCGGCGGCGGCAGCGGUAGCCUCAAACGGGAGGACAGGGCAAGGGACGCAUCUUCCCUAACAUCUGACCACGGGAUGCACGCUGGGAUUGCGGGCGGCGUUGCCUUCUCCAAAUAUGAGUAUGGGACGGAGCAGCUCACGCAGGAUCCGCCGUCCUGUCAGUCGAUGGAGUCCGACUCCAGCUCCUCUCUGCUGAAUGAGGGCGGCAAGCCUCCAUCCAGCGACACACAGACCCUGGUGUCACCGGGAAGCCAUUCAGGCAACAUAGCCGCAGGCGGAGGUGCCCCGUGGUACCCGAUGCACACUCGGACCAGAAAGAAGCGCAAACCCUACUCCAAGCUCCAGCUGGCGGAGCUCGAAGGGGAAUUCAUGCUGAACGAGUUCAUCACCCGGCAGCGGCGGAGGGAGCUCUCUGACCGGCUGAACCUCAGUGACCAACAAGUGAAGAUCUGGUUCCAGAACCGCAGGAUGAAGAAAAAGAGACUCAUGUUGAGGGAGCAAGCUUUGGCCUACUUUUAGAGAGAUUCGGGAUAUAGAAAGGUGAAUCGAUAAGCAGUAAAAAAAAAAAAAAGAAAAAAAAGGAAGAAGUAGAAGAAGAAGAAGAAGAAGAAGAAGAAGAAGAAGAAAAAAAGCCAAGCCUACUACGCUCCCUUAGGUCUUCUUUCAAUGCAUGCACUCAUAUAUCCAUCUUUAUUCACCUUACAGGCUAUCAUUAGAUCCUUUUUGCUGGAUUAUCUCUAACGGAUCUCCCCCACCUCUUCAAAACAAGCCAUUAAAUGGCGUCAUAUAAGAUGCACAUCAGUGAGCCUUGAGGCGUGGUGUAAUGGCACAAAAGCUGUGAAAAUGUGUUUUAUCCUGUGUACCCCCCCCCCACCCACCUCCCACCCUCCGCUCUUGAACCACCAAAGCAUAUUUUUUGAGGCAAUAUGACAACAUUCAUUCUGUUUUAGCCUGAGAGAUGAAGACGUAGAAGAGGUCAUUCGAGGCAGAAAUCUUAAGAUUUCGGCCUAAAAAUAUCUGCGAGGUCAGACAGUCUGACUGCAACGAAUCCGCGCUGUAAUGUCUUUAUAAUAUCUUCAGUUAAGAUCUGAAGAGGAAAAAAAGAAAAGAAAAGAAAAGAAAAUCCAUCCCGGCUGUUUUCUGCGUCCUAUCGUGUAAUUUGUUGCUCAAGAGGAGUGAUUCACAUGCUUUCUUUUCUGUGUGUGCACGUUCACGGUCACGGGCAGGAGUGCUAGAAGUCUGGGUCUCUGCAUGACAGAGGAGAGGCAAGUAUAACAAACGCAUAAAUAUAACACAGCAACGGAAUUCACAGCAGCACAGCCGAGCCUGACAGACUACGCACUGAGGAUUAAAAACAAAUGAGUGCAAGCAAAAUUUGUUUAUAUAUAUAUAAUUAUUAGUAGUAGUGUUAUUAUUCUACUUCUUUUGUUACCUCUCAGCUUGUCUUAACAACAGACCACUGAGUCCUGCGUGAAUUUUCACCGUUCGAAAACGGUCCUGGAGCUGCUACAACAGAAGAAAGUUCAGAACUUAUGCCAGCGAAAACUCACGAAGGAUCCGUGAAUUGGAUGACUUAACAGUAGAAAUAAUUGCGUGGCAGUUCAUCUCAGUCCGCCAGCUGUCACUCACAUACUGUGGCGGAUGUACGCUUUCAGGCCAAAAGGAGCAUUUCUGAAACGUAUUGGUGCUCGUGAUAAUUACAAAAUGUACAUAUAAAGUAAGCAGAUAGAAUUAAAAAAAAAAUCAUUUUUGAGAAGUUUCAGGCCUUCGAGUGUGCUCGCCCUUGGACUUGGGUGUGACCGCAGUAUAUUAUCUGUUAUGUAUUAUGAGUAAGCUAAAAUAAAAAAAGAAAAAAAGUUUGCAGCAUGUUAUUGAUGUGAAAGUGCUACAAGUGGUGUUCUGCGGGCCACUUUUUCUGUAGGUGACUUUUUGUACCCUUUCUUUUUUUGAACAAAUCAAAACCAUUAAUAUUGAAAAGUUUUUUAAAUAAACGCCUUCAACGAAUGUAUUAUUAUUAUUAUUAUUAUUAUUAUUAUUAUUAUUAUUAUUAUUAUUAUUAUUAUUAUUAUUAUUGCAGGGACGGGGAGCCGCUUAGGCCGACUUAAUGUACUUACAGUAUAGUCUCCGUCCUUACCUUGUCCUCGUGUAUAACUCUGUAAAAUUAAGAUAUAAUCAUUAUUAGUAUUCUCAUCCUUUUUUGAGGAUCCCUUAUCGCUAUGUAAUAGUGCUUUAUGUUACUGAUCGUCUUGUACAAUACAGCAUUCCAUAACUAUAGCUCUCUCUAUGUAGCCAGUUUGUAACUGUAAGGGGUUGGUGGGAAUGUAUAGGCCGACAUUCAAAAUGGAUUUUAAAAAAAAAAGUACAAUUUUGUUAUUUUUUUACCAUUCACGACAUGUUAAAAAGAACUCUGUUUUAGUGUAAUAGUAGUCCAUGAUCGUACCUUUCAUAAUGUCGCUCACCCCACUGCAUUCCUUCCUUUGCGCUUGUAAGGAUUGCUACGUUGUCUUGUAAAAGUAAUACUGAUAUGAAUGUAUAUGCGUAAGGUCUUCAAUAAACAGAAUAUUGAAACGUU